This is a messenger RNA of Mizuhopecten yessoensis (Yesso scallop), 1706 nucleotides long. RefSeq lists its product as uncharacterized. Bases 443 to 1429 code for a protein of 328 amino acids. The transcript is spliced from 2 exons. The record is from RefSeq and is a predicted model, not a curated record. NCBI's taxonomy places the organism in Eukaryota, Metazoa, Mollusca, Bivalvia, Pectinida, Pectinidae.
UGGGUAUAGGUAAAGAUCAGCGGGGAAGGAUGUAUUUAACAUACGUAGGCCUAAUGCGCUGUUAGAGUUAACAUUAUGACAAAUGUAGAAUUAUAGUUGUAUAUGUAUAUAUAUGAGACCUAAGUGUAUUACACAGAAUCUUUCAGCCUACUUGUUCCGCCACAAAUCCGGUUUAACUUUUAGGAUUGGAUCGAUUAGUAUGCAGAGGGCAGUACCGACUCAGACACUUGAUUUUGGCACAUAUUUAUAUAUUGAAGUGCGUUCUUUUGACAACCAGACUAUAACUUAUCGAGAGGUAGUCGGAAGUGAAGAAGGGGCUGUGGCAGAGCGGAAACAUGUUGCUGCCAUAAUCAGAUCGCUGAUUGUCAUGAUAACAUUUCUGGAUCGGUGUUUUCUUCGUGCCAGUGAUUUCUAUUGAUUUUUGGGAAAAUCUAAAUUCAGCAUGCCCACUCUUGGGCAGCCAAGCUACAACUCUUCGAGAGUUCAGAGAGCUUACAGAAUCAACAACAUAGAAAAUACAAAAUUGUACGGUCGUUUGAAUAUUCUGGAUAAAGAAAAAAAGCGCCAGAUUCAAGUUACAAAUCAAGACAUCCGGCUUAUAUCGGUUACUUUGGACUAUAUAAACUCAUGUAGUGGACAAAGUCCAGAAGGCCUAGGUCCGGAGACAGAAGAAGAAUACGAAAAACCUGAAGGAGGACCAUGCUUUUUGUACGGCGAAAGAAUUGUUAGUCGCAAGAGACGACGAUUUCAACGUCCACAAUCAGCAGCAGAACGGUCACGCGUAAAACCUUUGGAUCUGUCUGAUCUUAGUGAAAAGUCAAGCGAAGUGUCAUCUUCUACACGUCCGCAAAGUAGUCCCGCCAAGUCACGUACGUUUAUAACGUCGUUAAGAGGAGAUGGUGACAUUGAUGACGUUACCAGUAAUCAUAGUGACGACAUUGAGUCCAUGACGUCAUGUAGUCGUGCAUCAAGCUCGAGGUCAAAUCGCACGUGGAUGACGGAUACAUCUGAUAUUACUAAAAAGUUGCUUCGUGCAAAUUUAAAUGCAGAACGGCAUCCCAUGGCCAGGAGAGAUAGCGUACGUCAACGUGAAAUGGGUAAAUUUAACAGUCAAAACGUGUUCGAUAAGAAAGCAAUGGCUCGCAAAAUGUAUUCUGCGCGUAAACCACCGUCAAGGGAUCCUAAUGACAAAAUGUUACCUACCUUCGCUAGUACUGCAAUAAACAAAAAUGCUGGUAUUAUGGAUAUUCUUAAUCAACAACGGCCAACUCUAUCGGCGAAUGAAUGGAAAUCCCACCUUUCUCACUCAAGGAAUCCCAUGACGAUUGCCGAUCAAAGGAAACAGGUGAUGGACAUUAAGCUGGGUAUAAACGAGGAUAGAAGGGACAGGAUAAACAAUAAAGUGAAGACCUUCAUUAGCGAUUCGUAAUGGUGCUGAGUGUCUUUGUAAUGUUCUAUAGAAAACUUUUGCCACAAUUGCCAUAAAGAGUGUGCUCAAACGCAAUAAAUCUCAUCUUUCUGUAAUCUUGUUUCGCAAAUUGUUUACGUCACUUUAGAGGCUAUCUCCGUCAUAUAUUAUGUGAAUAUUGUUUUUAUUUGUAUUCAACCAUGUCCAUUGGCGGAACAAUUCUUCUGUAUAGUUAUAUCUUAUUUUUCAUGAUUGACGAUGGGCUGUCCGUGUAGAAUCAUUAAAUCAUUGGUAUAUU